Molecule: messenger RNA, 1098 nt
Organism: Peronospora belbahrii
Lineage: Eukaryota; Oomycota; Peronosporomycetes; Peronosporales; Peronosporaceae
Source: the annotation of a GenBank genome assembly
AUGGCCGCGGGGUGUGCAGUAUCCGCCCAAGAGACCAACGCCGACUUCCUGAUCCAAAAGACGUUCACGGAUGGCACGAAACGCUACACCAUCAGCGCACAAUCGGGUCAGGAUGCGAACGCCAACGACAUUCUUACCGAUCUAACGUGUCCGGGUUACAAGGAAAUUUACAGCCAAUUCUCGUCGCUGCUCGAGAUGGUGGUGCUUAGUGUGGCCACGAUGCUCGAUGCCACCAAUUUCACUAUCAAGGACGGCUAUGGACAAGUCGUCUCUAGCCGUAAACUCAUGACGGAUGCCGUCCGUCUUGACCACUUUCACGCCUACGAGACGCCUUCUCAGCGCAGGCUUAUGACUGCGUUCUCUGGCACCGAUACGAACUCCUCGGCCGACAUCAACUUUACGUUCGACCUGCACGAGGACAACGGUAUGUUUAUUGUGUUUCCGACGCCUGCUUUCUAUAAAGUAAGUGACAACGGCUUUAACCACAAGUUUGAGUCAGUGUUGCCCUCCGGCAUAAAUGGUUUGGAAGUGGGCUUUUUCAUUCAGACCCAUGACGGUCAACUCGUGGAACCUAUUUUAAAACCCGACUACGUGACACUCAUGGUGGGCACGGAGUUUAACCAGUGGAUGCUUUCGUCGCAUCAUUUGCCGACCGUGACGCAUGCCAUGCGCAUGCUGAAGAUUGAUAUGAUGCCGACACAGCUACUGAUUCGCGCAUGGUUUGGCAAGAUGACGUUGCUGCCGUCUUACCAGCACGGGCUGGGAAAGAUGGAUUAUGAAGCACACAUGAAUGCGUCGGCGCAUUACGUGCAACAGGGGCAUGAAUUGAAUCAUUACAAUUUAAGAUGUGCGCCUGGUCGUAGAUUGACGAGUACGAAAGUGAAUCCUUUUUGCUAUGUUCGAUCGUGCAGAACCUUACAUCCAGACAACGCUGAUGAUGAGGGCUGCAAUGCAUUGUGCAACACGCAUCACGAUAUUGAACAAUCUAGAUGCUACAGUUGGUGUAGCUGUGGUUUUGAUGGAAUAGGUAAUACGGAAUGGCAUUUUUGUGCGCUGAUUCCGCGUGCAAAAGCUUCUACACCACAAGUCGCGCCAUAG